Molecule: messenger RNA, 3496 nt
Organism: Thunnus maccoyii (southern bluefin tuna)
Lineage: Eukaryota; Metazoa; Chordata; Actinopteri; Scombriformes; Scombridae
Product: seizure 6-like protein
Exons: 16
Coding region: 95-2458 (787 amino acids)
Biological process (GO): synapse maturation
Cellular component (GO): endoplasmic reticulum; neuronal cell body
Source: RefSeq, a predicted model, not a curated record
AUUACUGAGGAGGGUAAAACCCCCGGCAUCCGCUGCAGUGUCAGGCCGAGGCAGCGAUCCAACUGAGCCUCCUCCCACAGACACACACUCCCAGAUGCCUCACACACAGACACACACACCUGAGCAGGAGGCUGAGAGCACCACUGUGGGCACGAUGCAGGAUGUAGACACAGAGAUAGGAACACCUUCAUCAGCUGUGUCGAGCUGUGUGGUGAAUUUCUCCGACCCGGAGGGAUACAUAGACUCUUCUGAUGACCCCCCUCUGCCCGAUGGCACCAUGUUACACUGCACCUACACGGUGACCGUGUACACCGGCUACGGCGUGGAGCUGCAGGUGAAGAGCGUGAACCUGUCGGAGGGCGAGCAGCUGUCUAUCAGGGGCGUAGACGCACGAGGUUCUCUGGUGGUCCUGGCCAACCAGACCCUGCUGGUUGAAGGUCAAGUGAUCCGCAGUCCCACCAACACUCUGUCCGUCUACUACUGCUCUACGCUGGAGGGAAACAUGGGCAUCUUCCAGCUGCACUAUCAGAUCUUCAGGCUGAGCUGUUCCCUGCCCAAGAGGCCUCACUUUGGGGAGGUGUCGGUGCUGGACCUGCUGCCUGGAGGCACCGCCCGCUUUCACUGCCACAUGGGCUACCACCUUCAGGGGGAGCCGCUGCUCACCUGCAUCAACGCCUCCCUGCCGGUGUGGAGCGGCAAGGAGCCCAGCUGCAGGGCUCUUUGUGGCGGCACAGUGAAGAACGCUACAGUGGGAAGAGUGCUGUCACCUUCUCCACACCACGGGCCCAACGCCACCCAGGACCGCUCCUGUUCCUGGUCCCUGGAGGCACCCAAGGACCAGAGGCUGCACCUCCACCUGGAGAGACUGGCCCUGGGACCCACUGACAGGCUGGUGUUGUGGAGCGGCCUGGACGCCGGCUCUGUGGUGCUGUUUGACUCCGGUCGGGGUGGACAGAUACCCUUCGAGGGAGUGAUCAGCGAGGGUCCGGCCGUAAGGAUCCAGUUCAUCACCGAUCAGCCCAACCACAACACGGGAUUCAACAUCCGCUACGAAGCAUUUGAACGCGGCCACUGCUACGAGCCGUACCUCCAGAACGGAAACUUCACAACCUCUGAUCCGUUGUACGGCGUCGGAGCUGUGGUUCAGUUCACCUGUGACCCGGGUCACUCUCUAGAACAAGGCCCGCCUGUUAUUGAGUGCAUCAGUGCGAGGGAUCCGUACUGGAAUGACACAGAGCCGCUAUGCAAAGCACAGUGUGGAGGAGACCUGACUGGUCCAGGAGGAGUGAUUCUGUCUCCAAACUGGCCAGAGUGGUACGGAGAGGGGGAGGACUGCAGCUGGAGGAUACACGUCGGGGAGGACAAACGUGUGCUGCUCGACGUACAACUACUGAACAUCAGUGACAGUGACAUGCUGACCAUCACUGACGGCGAUGAGGUCACAACACGAAUCCUGGGGCGAUAUGUCGGAGGAAGCAGCCCCUUCAAGCUCUCCUCAACCACCCCUGACCUGACUGUCACCUUCCACUCCGAUCCGGCGGGGCUCGUCUUCGGCAAGGGCGAAGGCUUCAUCAUCAACUAUAUGGAGGUGUCCCGAAACGACUCGUGUCCGGACCUGCCUGAGAUCCAGAACGGCUGGAAGACGACGUCCCACGUCGCUCUGGUGCGAGGAGCUCGUAUCACCUACCAGUGUGAUCCUGGUUACGACCUGGUGGGACGAGAGACCCUCACCUGUCAGAUAGACCUCUCCUGGAGCUCGCAGCCCCCCUUCUGUGAAAAGAUCAUGUACUGUUCUGAUCCCGGCCAUGUGGAGCACUCUACCAGAUCUCUGUCAGACCCAAAACUCCUGGUUGGGACGACCAUUCAGUACAGCUGCAACCCGGGUUUCGUCCUGCAGGGCGGCGCCACCAUUACCUGCUACGGCCGCGAGCCGGGGACCCCAGUGUGGACGUCUCGACUCCCUCACUGUGUUUCUGAGGAUUCUGUUUCCUGUGAGAACCCUGGUCUCCCUGACAACGGCUACCAGAUCCUGUCCAAGAGGCUUUACCUGCCCGGCGAGUCGCUCACCUUUGUCUGUUACCAAGGCUACGAGCUCAUUGGAGAGGUUGCGAUUAAAUGCAUCCUAGGAAACCCGUCCUUUUGGAGCGGCCCACUUCCUCUCUGCAGAGCCAACCAUGACUGCUACCAUGGCAACCAUGCUUUGGAAGUUGCAGAGGCGCCUGCAAACUCCUCUCUGGACGGAGGGAACAUAGCGCUCGCCAUCUUCAUCCUGGUUCUUCUGCUGUCUGUGCUGCUGGGAGGAGCGUAUGUCUAUGUCACACGGUGCCGAUAUCACUCCAACUUAAGGCUGCCUCUCAUCUACCCCCACCCUUACCGACAGAUCACUGUGGAGACCGAGUUUGACAACCCGCUCUACGAGACAGGAGGAGACACUCGUGAAUAUGAAGUAUCAAUAUGAGAAGCCUCACAAAAGACAUUUCUGAACAAAAAACGACCGCCCCUUCCCAACUCUUCAUCCUCUCCUCCCUCCUUCUCCGCCCAGGAGGAGGCGAUGUAAAUACGAAUAGAUGAUGUCCAGCCCCUUCUGCCACGAGACGCCACGAUUGAUUGAUCUUGUUCUCUCCUCCUUUUUUUAACGCGACAGCUUCUGAAGACAUGACGGGAGGAAAAUAGGAGAGAAGGAAAACGCAAAAGGAGGGAGAGAGAGAAAAGAGACGGACCUGUGUGGAUCAGUGUCGCCGUGAGAUGAUGGGAGACGGAGAACGGAGGAAAAAAAAAAAAAAAAGCCCAAAGAUCAUCUCGAAACAUCGAACGUGGUGAGAAAAGAAGAGAUGUUGGGUGUGAAGUGGGGCAAAGAGAAGUUAAGGAGGGGAGAAGGGGAAGGAGUUGGGGACAGGACACAGUAUGAGGAAUGUGGAAUGAGAGGAUUGAAGCACUUUUUAGUAUUUUUUAAGGAGGAUUCGAUUCAGAUUUUCGGUGUCAUAAUUCGAUUCAGAAUCAGUUCUCGAUUCAAACUCGAUUACUGAUUCAAUAAAUAGAAAAGGGGGACACUACUUUUAGGCUCUUACUCCAAUUCACUGUGUGCCAAACCAUCGAACCUUUAUCCGCUGAACUGCAAUAUGAAACAUAAGCAACCGUGAAGCUAACUGGUGUGGAUGAAGGUCACUGACUGACCGACAGAAAGAAGUAGAGAAAGUAUGUAAGAAGCUUGUUGGCCUUGUUCAGACUGCCAGCCCAAAUCUGUUUGGUUUUUUUGCAGAUCUAGAUCAUAUCUAAGUCUGAACAGCAAAAAAACAAAUCAAAAGAAAAUCAGAUUGAAGGUCGAGGAGGUGGUUUGAGAAUCGAUUUUUACAGAUGCGUCUCAGUCCGGACGCUCAAAUCAGAUUUCAAAGUGUCUUUUUACAGUUAACGAUUUCAUUUAGCAGCGACGUUCAUCUGAGAGCUGAUACAACACAAGCAGGGAUCUAGUCAGGAGAGAACAACAUGAGUAAGUGCU